AUGGGCAAUGGGUCGGUGAAACCCAAGCACGCCAAGCACCCCGACGGCCGCGCGGGGCCCCCGGGGGUGCAGGCGCUGCGGGCCAGGGUGGCCGAGCUGGAGCGCGAGCUGCGGCGGAGGGAGGCGGACGUGCAGGCGCGCGAGGACCAGCUGAAGGAGCUGCGGGAGCAGCUGGCCAAGCAGACGGCGGCCGUGGCGGAGCUCACGGAGCAGCUGCAGGCCAAGUGCGUCCAGCUCAACCAGCUGCAGGACGUGGUGCGCUCGCAGGGCGGCGGCGCGCCGCAGGCCUCGCCCGGGAAGGCGCCGCUGGACGUCCACCGCGAGGCCUCGGGCUUGGUCUCCCUGCACAGCAGGCGGGGGGCAAAGGCCGGGGUGUCUGCGGAGCCCACGAGCAGGACCUACGACCUCAACAAGCCCCCGGAGUUCUCCUUCGAGAAGGCGAGAGUCAGGAAGGACUCCAGCGAGAAGAAGCUCAUUACAGAUGCCCUUAAUAAAAACCAGUUUCUAAAGAGACUGGAUCCUCAGCAGAUCAAAGACAUGGUGGAGUGCAUGUACGGGAGGAACUACCAGCAAGGCAGUUACAUUAUUAAGCAAGGAGAACCAGGAAACCACAUCUUUGUGCUAGCAGAGGGCCGACUAGAGGUGUUCCAAGGGGAGAAAUUUCUAUCAUCCAUCCCUAUGUGGACCACGUUUGGGGAACUAGCCAUUUUAUACAACUGUACAAGAACUGCCUCUGUGAAAGCUAUUACCAACGUUAAAACAUGGGCGCUCGAUCGAGAGGUGUUCCAGAACAUAAUGAGAAGGACGGCUCAAGCGAGAGACGAACAGUACAGAAACUUCCUCAGGAGUGUAUCCUUGCUGAAGAAUUUACCUGAAGAUAAACUAACCAAGAUCAUUGACUGCUUGGAAGUGGAAUACUAUGACAAAGGAGAUUACAUUAUCAGAGAGGGCGAGGAAGGAAGUACCUUCUUCAUCUUAGCAAAAGGAAAGGUAAAAGUCACGCAGAGCACAGAGGGCCAUGAUCAGCCACAACUGAUAAAAACACUGCAGAAAGGAGAAUACUUUGGGGAAAAAGCUCUUAUCAGUGAGGACGUCAGAUCCGCUAACAUUGUUGCUGAAGAAAAUGACGUGGCGUGCCUGGUCAUAGACCGAGAAACAUUCAACCAGACAGUCGGGACUUUUGAAGAACUCCAGAAAUACCUUGAAGGGUAUGUGGCCAACCUGACCCGGGAUGAUGAGAAAAGACAUGCGAAGAGAUCCAUGUCUAACUGGAAGCUGUCCAAAGCACUCUCGCUGGAGAUGAUUCAGCUGAAGGAGAAGGUGGCCAGAUUCUCCUCCUCAUCCCCAUUCCAGAACCUUGAGAUUAUUGCAACACUGGGCGUUGGUGGGUUCGGAAGAGUUGAGCUUGUUAAGGUGAAGAACGAGAAUGUGGCUUUUGCUAUGAAGUGCAUACGGAAGAAGCACAUCGUGGACACGAAGCAGCAGGAGCAUGUGUACUCCGAGAAGAGGAUCCUGGAAGAGCUGUGCUCUCCCUUCAUUGUGAAAUUGUAUCGCACUUUCAAGGACUCUAAGUAUGUGUACAUGCUUCUGGAGGCCUGCUUAGGUGGGGAGCUGUGGAGUAUAUUAAGGGACAGGGGCAGCUUCGAUGAAGCCACCUCCAAGUUCUGCGUCGCUUGCGUGACUGAAGCGUUUGACUACCUGCACCGACUAGGUAUCAUCUACAGAGACCUGAAGCCAGAAAACUUAAUCCUAGAUGCUGAGGGUUAUCUUAAGUUGGUUGACUUUGGAUUUGCUAAGAAAAUAGGAUCUGGACAGAAGACAUGGACAUUCUGCGGAACUCCAGAGUAUGUAGCUCCUGAAGUCAUUCUCAACAAAGGACAUGACUUCAGUGUGGAUUUUUGGUCUCUGGGGAUUCUAGUGUACGAGCUCCUAACGGGCAACCCUCCCUUUUCUGGGAUUGACCAGAUGAUGACCUACAAUUUGAUUCUCAAAGGAAUUGAAAAAAUGGAUUUUCCCAGAAAGAUCACAAGAAGACCUGAGGAUUUGAUUCGGAGGCUUUGCAGGCAAAAUCCAACAGAAAGACUUGGAAAUCUGAAGAAUGGAAUCAAUGACAUUAAGAAACACAGGUGGUUGAAUGGUUUUAAUUGGGAGGGCCUGAAAGCACGGAACCUUCCAUCACCUUUGCAGAGAGAGCUCAGUGGACCCACAGACCACAGCUACUUUGACAAGUAUCCCCCUGAAAAAGGAGUGCCUCCGGAUGAGCUGUCAGGCUGGGAUAAAGACUUUUGACAGAAGAAAAGAUGAUUAUUGUCUCUACAUCCAGAAGAGGACUCUAAGGACCAAUAAUCCAGCAGUGAUCGCUUCUCUCUUUGGAGUGUUAUGAUGUCUCUGGGGAGACCAUUAGGGAAGAGAAUUCCCUGCCCCUGAGUGGGGGGCAGUGUGGAUAUGAAGGUGGUUCUGAGCUAUAAUGUCUCAUUUAGAUGCUCUGAAUUAAUCAUGUAUUCUAUUAUUUGCUCUUCUCAAAUGUUGGAGGCCAUUCUCUUCCCCUCUCAACAGUCAGAACCAUUUUUGUUGACAGGGCAUCAUUUUCUCUGUGUUCUAUUGCUCCAUCCCAAUCACACUUGUCUCCUUUGAGUCCUAAUAAGGUUUAAAAAGUGUCUUGCCUUUGAGCAACUAAGUCCUGCAAAUGGAAGGAAGAACAAGGGUGAACUUUGGAAGACUUCUCCUGCUCUCAACAAUUCCAUGUAAGCAUUGUGGCAUCUUAAAGACGUGGUCUGCAGAAACUUGCGUAGUCGAUAUAAGCUCUUGAUUUCCCCCUGCAUUCAACCUAGAAACAUAUUAACAUGCAUCUAAUACUAGUCUGGGGAAAGGUCAGUUUAAGUAUUAGUCAAUGGUGCCACUUCCGAGAAUAAAUGAGUUAUCUCACCCAGCCAGUAAUCAUAGUCCAAUGGGGAACUUGGAAAAAAUAAAGCAAAAAAAAAUUUUUUUUUGUUUUCCUGUGACCAGCUGUGAUACAUCAGAGACUUUCUCAAAGCCUUGCUAAAGGUAGUUAUAAUGUGGGGUCAAGUGAUGGGCCUUUGGUAGACUUUUGUCUUAUAUAUUAAGUAGUUUCACAAUCAAAGUAGAAAACACGCAGGCACAAAAUUGUGAAGGCUUCUCUUUCCCAUUAAAUAUGGAUAGAAUAACUUCUCAUAGGUAAGGUUGCUGACUCUUCAAAACUGAGAUAUUUUGGCCAGUUCUGUGUUUGUUGCCAUUAAUAAAUCAAGAAUACAGAAUAACCACAGUUAAUUUUUAAUGAAAAUUUCAUUGGCUCAUGUUGAUGCCCUGUAAUCACUGUUGCAUCAAUAACUCUUUUUAAAGAGAUUUGAGUCACAAAUGUGUUUAUAAUUUUAGAUUUGUAAGGUAGGCAAGCCUCGGGGAAGUGAUGGGACUUCGGUAAAAGGGACAUCCAGCACAUGCCCUCCUGUCUCCUCACAAUCUUCCAGAUGAUGAAUAGACUAGUUUCAAUGACACUGGAUACCAGCGCCGAAGAACUUCACUAGAGAAUGUUGUCAGGCAUCGACCGUGAACCCACCAAAUGGAUGGGAAGUAGACUUUCUCUGUAUCUUUUUGAUCUGGCAGAGUAAAAAUAACAUCAAAGUUCCUGCAUUAUUCAAGCUUCUGGUUAUAUUUUCACAUACGAAUGUUCUAUGGGAAAAGCAACUUCUACCCACUCUCCACCCAUAUUUUCAGCAUUCCAAAACAGUCAGCUGUAUGCUUCCUGAAGAGUCAAAGCAGUUAAGUGAGGCCCAACCCAAGAGGGUACAUCCUUAACAAAUUGAAUUUCCACAUUUAGAGAAUCCUUUUGCUGAACCAAAGAAUUUUUGUUUUCUGGAGUAGUAUUUUUAAAAGAUUACGUACUGUACAUAGAUGAACCAUUUUUAAUAGGAUCAACAUAACCUGCUUAAUGAAUUUCUAAGAUUUUUAAAGAUUUUUAUUUGCAUUUGGUUUGUAAGCAUUGUAUGUUUUUCCAUGUAUAUAUUUUUAAAUUACCCACCUAUAAAUGUAGAAAAUUUAUGCAUUGGAUGGAUAUUAGAACUCUAUAGUUAUAACAGCAAUGAUAUUCUCAGAGGAGAUCAAGAAUUGUAAUUCAAAAAAGACUUACAGAUAUACAAAUAAAAACCAACCUAGAGUACUACA
Messenger RNA from Neogale vison (American mink), 4179 nucleotides. It is a transcript of the gene PRKG2, whose product is annotated as protein kinase cGMP-dependent 2. Lineage: Eukaryota; Metazoa; Chordata; Mammalia; Carnivora; Mustelidae. The record is from RefSeq and is a predicted model, not a curated record. Gene Ontology annotation, biological process: protein phosphorylation. Gene Ontology annotation, molecular function: cGMP-dependent protein kinase activity; ATP binding. The transcript has 18 exons. The coding region runs from base 1 to 2289 and encodes 762 amino acids.